Suillus plorans is the source of this 1247-nucleotide messenger RNA. RefSeq lists its product as uncharacterized. The record is from RefSeq and is a predicted model, not a curated record. Gene Ontology annotation, biological process: glycosaminoglycan metabolic process; carbohydrate metabolic process. Lineage: Eukaryota; Fungi; Basidiomycota; Agaricomycetes; Boletales; Suillaceae. Gene Ontology annotation, cellular component: membrane. The transcript is spliced from 8 exons. Gene Ontology annotation, molecular function: beta-N-acetylhexosaminidase activity. The coding region runs from base 378 to 995 and encodes 205 amino acids.
UGAUUAUGUAACUAGGAAAUCGAUGCACCCGGCCACUCCGCCAUCAUGGCAGCCGCUCACCCCGAAUAUGUUGCGUGCUUUGAGGCCAGUCUAUGGGCAUUCUUUUCCGGCGAGCCCCCUACCGGCCAGCUCCGUUUUGCACUCCCAGAGGUUGCGAACUCCACUGCUUCCUUGUUCACCAACAUCGCAAAGACCCUCCCUUCGCACUAUUUCAGAGAAUCAGCACCGGCGGCGACGAAAUUAACAAGAACUGUUACGCCGAUGACUACACCACGCAGCAGCAGCUUAAGAGGACUGGCAUGACGCUGACAGUGCCUUGACACGUUCAUACAGACCACUCAUGGUGCACUGAUUGCCCAGGGAAAGACGCCUGUCGUAUGGGAAGAAAUUGGAAUAUUACACUCUCAAACGAGACUAUUGUGAUAUGCUGCAGCAGUGGUAGAAAAGGGUUUCAGGAUCAUCCAAACACCAUCAAAUUACUUCUACUUGAACACGAUGUCAUCAUGUCCUUAUUAAGUUAUUAUCCCAGUCUUCUGGAGCUGGCAUAUACCUUUGAUCCAUUGGCAAACUUGACCGAGGCGCAGUACGAACUUGUUCCCGGAGGCGAGCAAAUUCUAUGGAGUGAACAGUCUGGUCCCCAAAAUGUUGACUCGAUCAUGUGGCCACGCGCUGCAUCAUCAGCAGAAAUUUUCUGGAGUGGAAAGCAGCCCACCGGCGCUGCACUCACGUCACCGAAGCACUUCCUCGUUUGCAUGACGUCAGGUACAGGAUGGUACAGCGCGGCGUCAAUGCCAUCCAUCCUACUCCAGCCGCAGUGGUGUGCGUUUCGACCGGACCCAUGCGAUAUUCUGCACCGUUGCUUACAAGAUGUGUACAGCUCUCGUUCACCAAAAACUGACUUAUAUCGAGAAAUUUGUGCCUCGGCUUUGCAAGAAGUCACGCGGCAGAAAUGGAAGUUGACGAAAUGUUCGAGUGAUGGAUGCACUGAACAAUGAUUAAUGAUUCACGAAGUAUCCACAUUUUUUUGGCUUGUUUUUGGCAAUAAAUUGUAUCCAUACUAGUACGUGUAUAUAGCCCACAUGGAUAUCUUGACUGGAAUUCUGAAAAUAGCAGGUAGUAACAACACCCGUCCCACGCAUGCAAUAUUUUUAGAUUUACAUAAAACCUAGAACGUUUGAGUCCUGGUGACUCUACCGUACCAGUGAUCAAUGCAUCAGGCUUUACUUGUUCCCGAAGUUCUCCUAGAG